Molecule: messenger RNA, 1775 nt
Organism: Saccostrea echinata
Lineage: Eukaryota; Metazoa; Mollusca; Bivalvia; Ostreida; Ostreidae
Product: cytochrome P450 2E1-like
Exons: 4
Coding region: 137-1591 (484 amino acids)
Biological process (GO): xenobiotic metabolic process
Cellular component (GO): cytoplasm; intracellular membrane-bounded organelle
Molecular function (GO): heme binding; iron ion binding; oxidoreductase activity, acting on paired donors, with incorporation or reduction of molecular oxygen, reduced flavin or flavoprotein as one donor, and incorporation of one atom of oxygen
Source: RefSeq, a predicted model, not a curated record
UUCAUCGUACAUUGCAAUGUUAGCUUAAGUAAAUAGAAAUACUUCUCUAGAGAAAGGGUCAACACGAAUACGAGAGAUAUUAACAGUUCAUCAGAUUUUUGGAGUAAAAAAAUAUAAGUACAGGACUUUUUGCACAAUGUGGAUUACUGUGGUCAUCAUUGUUGUGUUGGUCUGUUUGAUCUGCGGUCUUUCCAGACGACCGAAAGGUCUCCCACCGGGUCCUACGUGCUACCCCAUGAUCGGUAAUGUAGGACUCUUCAAACCCUCAGAAGCCCCGAGAGCUCACAGAAGACUAAGGAAGAUAUAUGGAGACAUAUACUCCUUAAUGUUUUUCUACAAACCUAUGAUAAUUGUCCAUGGAUAUCACCAUGUAAGGGAACUUCUGGCAAAACAUGGCGAUAUGUUUUCAGAGCGACCUAGGGUUCUUCCUUCUGUAGCUAUUGCUAAAGGAAAAGGAUUGAUCUGGUCAUCGGGUCCGUUAUGGAAGGAACAGAGGACAUUUGCACUGACAACGAUGCGUAAGUUUGGAUUCGGACGACGUUGCUUGGAAAGCCAGAUUAUGGAAGAAGUUGACUGUUUAAUGGAUGAACUAGAAAAAUAUGGACAAAAGGCUUUUGACAUUCAAAGCAUUCUGAACACCUCGGUGUCAAACGUUAUUUGUUCACUUUUAUUCGGUAAAAGAUUCGACUAUGAGGAUGAAAAAUUCAAGCGAUUGAUUUAUAUACUCAAUGAACUGUUCUCUACUGCCAAUGCUUCUUCAAUCGGUUUUCUUUUCCCUUGGGUACGCCAUUUUCAAAUUAGUACCACUCAAACGAUAAUGGAAAACACCAGUGCUAUGAGUGCAUUUGUGACUGAAAUGGUAGAGGAGCACCGACUUAAUUUUGAUGAGAACAAUAUCAAUGAUUACAUUGAUGCUUAUCUUCUGGAACAAAGUCAGAGAGGAAAUGAGAUAAACACGACAUUCACAGAUGAACAACUUGUAGUCAGUGUACGAGAUUUCUUUGGUGCUGGCACAGAAACUACUUCUACAACACUUCGAUGGGCGCUUCUGUACUUGAUACAUUAUCCUCAUUGGCAAAAAAGUCUCCAGAAAGACGUUGAUGACGUGAUUGGUCAAGCUCAGCCUAAGAUGGAACACAAAGAACAGCUGCCAAAGGUAGAAGCGUUCAUUCUAGAAAUUCAGCGCCUUGCAAAUAUAGUUCCCAUGAAUGUACCACAUGCCUCUAGCGAGGAUUUCGUGUACGAUGGACAUCUCUUCCUCAAAGGUGUCCUUAUAUUUUGCGUUUUAGAUUCUGUAAUGUCGGAUCCAGAAAAUUUCCCUGAACCUUCAAAGUUUAAACCAGAAAGGUUUUUAGACGAAAGCGGAAGAUGUCAAGGAGAGCAAAAAAAUAAGCUGAUUCCAUUUUCAAUAGGACGCAGAGUAUGUUUAGGAGAAUCGCUUGCCAGAAUGGAGCUUUUCCUAUUCUUCACCAGAUUUCUACAGAAGUUUGAGAUAAAACCAGAGGAUCCCGAGUGUUUGCCUUCUCUGGAGGGAACCUUAGGAAUAACCCACUUGCCACCAAACUUUAAAAUGAGACUUUCAAAACGUUAAAACUUAACAACUUUAUCCCCCAAAUUUUAGCAUUAUAGAAAGGCUCUAUGAAUAUUAAUGUUGAUGUAAUUAUCUUACUGUACAUUUGUAGAUUUAUCCUAAAUUUGAAAUACCAACAUGCCACAAGCUUUUAAAUAAGACUUUAAAAACGUUAAAAGUUCAGAUCUGAAGUUUAUCACUCAAA